UCCGUCUGCACAUCUCUCUCGAGUCCUUUACAGCUCCAGAGUCCUGUUCUGUUUUAAUUCACCUCUUUGUUAUCUCCAUCCCUUCAGCACAAUGAGCAUGCACUCACUUUACAGCUCCCGCACUGCGCCCGUGUCGUACCGAGCCAGCAGCAUCUACGGAGGAGCAGGAGGUCGUGAUGCCCGGAUCUCCUCAUCCUCGGCCUACAGCAGCCUGCGUUCUGCUCCACUCGGAUCCUCCAUCUCCUCCUCCACCUCCUAUAAGGUGAGUUCAGGCCUCGGUGCUGGAGCAGGAACCGGAUCAAGCUUUGGCUCUGGAUCUGGAAGCUUCAUGGGAAAUGAAAAGGGUCAGAUGCAGAACCUAAACGAUCGUCUGGCCUCGUACCUGGAUACGGUGCGCAGGCUGGAGAAAGAAAACAGCAAACUAGAGCAGAAGAUCAGAGAGGCCAUGGAGAAAGCUGGACCAGAUGCACGUGACUACGGCAAGUACAGCGCCAUCCUGGAUGAUCUGAGAAGAAAGAUAUUUGAUGCCACGAUGGAAAACGGACGCCUGGUCCUGCAGAUCGACAACGCUCGCCUGGCUGCAGAUGACUUCAGAGUCAAGUAUGAGAACGAGCUGUCCAUCAGGCAGUCUGUGGACGCGGAUAUUGCAGGCCUGAGGAAAGUCAUCGAUGACACCAACAUUGGCCGCAUGAACACUGAGAGUGAUCUGGAAGCCUUGAAAGAGGAGCUUCUGUUCCUUAAGAAGAACCAUGAUGAUGAAGUUGGAGAUCUGCGUAAACAAAUUGCACAGUCAGGCGUUCAGGUGGACGUAGAUGCUCCGAAGGGACAGGACCUCUCUCUGGUCAUGGAGGACAUGAGAGCUAACUAUGAGAAAAUGGCAAUGAAGAAUGCUGAGGAACUCAAAAUGUGGCAUGAAAACCAGAUAGCAGAUGUCCAGGCUCAAGUGUCUCAGAACACAGAGGCAUUACAGGGCGCUCAGAUGGAGAUGAAUGACCUGAGAAGACAAAUUCAGACGCUGGAGAUUGAGCUAGCAUCACAGCAAAACCUGAAAGCAUCUCUGCAGGAAACGCUGAGGAACACAGAGCUCCACUCCAACGCUGAGACUGAGAAAUAUAACAGCAUCAUCAUGCAGCUGGAGGCAGAACUGGCACAACUCAGGGCAAAGAUCACGGAGCAGGGGCAGGAAUAUCAGACCCUCCUCAACAUGAAGAUGAAACUUGAGGGAGAGAUCGCCACCUACAAAACCCUGCUGGAUGGAGGAGAUUUAAAACUGCAGGAUGCUCUGGAAUGAAACAGAGGAGAAGAACUGAAGCCAUGGAACCUGUUCAAUUCUGACUUUUAGGCUCAGUCACAUUUUACCUAAAUUGACGUUAAAGAAAACAUUAAAGUUGCAACCUUUUCCAA
Messenger RNA from Tachysurus vachellii, 1404 nucleotides. It is a transcript of the gene krt18b, whose product is annotated as keratin 18b. The transcript has 7 exons. Gene Ontology annotation, cellular component: keratin filament. The record is from RefSeq and is a predicted model, not a curated record. NCBI's taxonomy places the organism in Eukaryota, Metazoa, Chordata, Actinopteri, Siluriformes, Bagridae. The coding region runs from base 92 to 1291 and encodes 399 amino acids. Gene Ontology annotation, biological process: intermediate filament cytoskeleton organization. Gene Ontology annotation, molecular function: structural molecule activity.